GUUUCUCUCUCAUUGUUCUCUGUGCAGUCUUCAUCUUGGGAGCUAACGGAGCCUCACCGUCCCACUCGCACAACGCUGCCCCAGCCCCCGCCGUGGAUUGCUCCUCCCUGGUUCUAACCAUGGCGGAUUGCUUGUCCUUCGUCACCAAUGGCAGCACCACCACCAAGCCGGAAGGUAACUGCUGCUCCGGGCUCAAAUCGGUUCUGAAAACGGCGCCUCAGUGUCUGUGUGAAGCCUUCAAGAGCAGCGCUCAGUUCGGCGUCGUUCUCAAUGUCACCAAGGCCCUCGCUCUCCCCGCUGCAUGCAAAGUCUCCGCCCCUUCCGCUUCCAACUGUGGAUUGUCUGAAACACCUGCCGCCGCUCCUGUGUAUCUAACAGGACUUCUAAUGGAGGUAGAAGAAGCAGAAGAAAUAGUUUGAAAUCAACUAGCACCUUUGGGGGAAGCAGGUGGAAGAAGAAGCAGCAGCUGAGAGUCACCAGCCAAAAACCAUUCAAGCUAAGAACUGAGGAAAGGGGGAAGGUGAAAGAGGAAGAAUUUGUGAAGAAGAUACAUGAAAUGAUGACAGAGGAAGAGAAGCAAAGGAUACCAAUAGCCCAAGGGCUUCCAUGGACAACAGAUGAACCUGAGUGUUUGGUAAAGCCUCCUGUCAAAGAAAUCACACAGCCGAUUGACCUGCAGCUUCACAGUGAUGUGCGGGCAAUGGAUCGUGCUGAGUUUGAUCAUCAGGUCCUUCAUCUCCAACAAUUCCCCUUCAAGCUCAACCGGCAACACCUUCUCCUCCCUUGGAGAUGCUUCUCGCCGCAAUCAUCGUCGUUGAACUCUUCCAUGCCGUCCGCCUUCGAUACCCCGCCAGUGCAUUGUUUCCGGUUUGCCGCAGCCACUGAUGCUCCACCUACUCCAAUGUGAUUCAGAGGCUCCUGAAGGAUUAUUCUCCGGUAGAGAAAUUAUCGAUUCCGACACAAAGUUUCAUGAGUUUUGUGAGGAGUUCUAUCGGUCUGUGAAGAACAGGGGAGUGGCAAAUUCGGGGAUUGAUGAGGCUGAAAGUUGAAGACCAAGGUAUGGUGGGUUAAUUCUAUCAUUGAUUUCCUUUUAUGAUCUUUUCCUUUUAUUCAAAAUCAAUAUCUCUGGAGCUUUAUAUUUCUAUACAAAAAAUUAACAGAAAAUAGCUAACAAUUUUUUCUGGGUUAACUGCAUUUUCUUUUCUCUACCAAU
Arachis duranensis is the source of this 1213-nucleotide messenger RNA. RefSeq names its product non-specific lipid transfer protein GPI-anchored 31. Gene Ontology annotation, molecular function: lipid binding. The record is from RefSeq and is a predicted model, not a curated record. Lineage: Eukaryota; Viridiplantae; Streptophyta; Magnoliopsida; Fabales; Fabaceae. Gene Ontology annotation, biological process: lipid transport.